This is a messenger RNA of Schizosaccharomyces octosporus yFS286, 1757 nucleotides long. Its product is annotated as SAGA complex subunit Spt20. The transcript is spliced from 3 exons. Lineage: Eukaryota; Fungi; Ascomycota; Schizosaccharomycetes; Schizosaccharomycetales; Schizosaccharomycetaceae. Gene Ontology annotation, biological process: regulation of transcription by RNA polymerase II. Gene Ontology annotation, cellular component: SAGA complex. The record is from RefSeq and is a predicted model, not a curated record. Gene Ontology annotation, molecular function: transcription coregulator activity. The coding region runs from base 118 to 1641 and encodes 507 amino acids.
GUUUACUUCACUAUAUGCCAUGUAGUACCAAGCAAAUGCAUUGUAGUUGUUUGCCAAUUUCGUUGGCAUGAGGAUACUUCGCCGGUUGUUCUUGUAAAGAAAUUUUAAUUGAAGGAAAUGGAUACAGAAAAGAAGGGAAAACAAUUUUGGUAUAGGUUUCAGGGUCACGUAUAUGGAGAUGAAGAAUUGAAGACGUAUGAUAAACAAAGGGAAAGAUCCUCAGAAAUUGAGCCGUUAACUAAGUUAACACCUUAUUUGGAUUCCUUAAAUGUACCAAGGAAAUCCGAAGAGAUCAGGAAAAAAUAUCAGAAUGAAGAACCAAGUUUGAUUUUACAUAUUCACAAGUAUCAUUUUCGAUUUGAACAACAAGACGGAGCAUUCACAUACAACGGACCGGUGAAGACUAUCCUACAUUACAUACGAAUGGAGUUAAUACCACCGGAUUGUCUUGAAGUUUUUCAAAACUCGAAUAUUAAAUUUUACGAUGGCUGCUUAACUGUUCGGAUCAUUGAUCAUCGACACAGCACUUCCAAUGAUUCGAAUCAAUCACAACCAUCUAACGCUGCCUUAUCCUCCAAAGCUCCUCCUCCACCACCUUCUUCUUCUUCUUCCUUACCUACGAAAAGUGCAACAAAUGCAGAAACGACUAUGCAGCCUGCGGUGCCUGCUUCCACGCAAGAGUCCCCGUCUCCACCAGUUCAUUACACAGUGCUGCGUCCUACACCCGAAACACUUUAUCAGGAUUUGUGUCUAUUGAACGAAAGCUUAGCAGGACAGCUAUCAGAUGAAAAUGUUUUGGAUUUGGAAUCGAAAAUAUUGGUUGCUUCUGAGCCUCCUCUGAUUUUAACUCCUGCUACCUCAAAAUAUCAGAUGGUCCAUAUUUUAAACGAGUUGGCUGAUGCUCCUCCACCAUUGAAAAGGAAACGCCAACAAGGAUCUGCUCAACUGGCAGGUGAAGAAGCCGAACGACUUGAAAAAGAAAACCUGCUUUUGCUAAUGGAUGACCAGAGGAAUCAUGAUUUCCAGCCUACUUUCCAAAGAUUACAAUUUAUAGAGAAUGUCCGAAGAAAGCGUGCCAUUUUACAGCAGCGUCAGCAAUUGCAGCAACAACAGCAGCAAGUUACCCGACAGGAUGCUGCUACGUCUCAGAUCUCUAGACAACAACUGCAACAGCAGCAGCAACAACAACUUCAACAACAACAAAUGAGACAAAGACGAGCCACACCGAAAACUCAGCGUCAAGCACCUCCUCCCAAUAUCCAGAUCCCCCCUGUCCAACCAUCCAUGCAAAAGCCAGCAAUUCCAGCGAGUAUUCCUCCCUCAGUAGCGCAAAAACCACCUACUGGUCCUUUACCCUCUUCGGCCGCAGUCCCGCCAACAAAUCCGCCUGCUGUCAAGCGGGAACAGGUCAUGGAUAUGAAUCGUAUUCGACAGCUAGCUAUCCUAUUUCAACAAAAAGCUGCUCAAAUGAAGGCACGGGGAAUGAGUCGAGAACAAAUCACUGAAUUACUAAAUCAGCAGGCAGCUGUAGCUGGAACUGAUUUGCCCACUAUAAUGACAGUCGCCAGGAACAUACACUUACAACAUCUUCAAAUACAACAGCAACAACAACAGCGGCAAAUGAAAACUGAACGACCUUGAAAUGCUUUUUGGCGAUUUGGUGGUGAUCGGUGAAAAUACAUAAAAAGUAAUUUGUAUUUAAUUGUACAUAUUUUAAUAUUUUUCUAAAGAAUAAUGAAUGUAUAUAUCUUUCUGAC